AGGAUAUUAAAAUUGGAGGGAAGAUUUAUUUAAUUAAUAAAAACCAAUGUGUAUUUGUAUUGACGUAAUGAAAUAUUGUUCAGAUUUCAUCAUGUUGUUUAUGCUUUCCUUCAUUAUCAUGGCAGUUGUUUCACAAGAGAUUUACAAUUUGUCAAACUUAGAGUUCGUUCAACUCUUAGAAAGAAUGGUUUACGAAGGAGAAAUCGAUCUGAAAGAAAAUGAUAUAAAAUUUUUUUUAUUGACGAGAAAAAAAUCGGGAUUCCCUGAACAGAUCACUAGUGACAAGAUUAAUGCUUUCGAUAUUAGCAAGCCGACAAAAUUUAUCAUACAUGGAUGGAUCGAAAACUACAAAGUUGGCUGGUAUACAGAGAUGAAAGAUGAAUUUUUGAAAUAUGAAGAUGUGAACGUAGUUUAUGUUGAUUGGGAAAAAGUAGCUAAGACGUUUUAUAUUUUAUCAGCGAAAAAUUCCAAACAAGUUGGUGAAAUGAUAGGCCGGUUCAUAGUGAAAAAUAAACUGCCCACUAAAAACUUGCAUCUUAUCGGACAUUCUUUGGGAGCACACAUUGCAGCUUUUGCCUCAAAAUUCAUCAAAAAAACAACAGGUAGGACAGUUUGGAGAAUAAGCGCCUUGGACCCGGCUGGACCUUAUUUUAGACUUCCUGAUAAGACUGAGAAUGACAAAUUAGACAGAAAAGAUGCUGAAAUAGUAGAUGUCAUCCACACAGAUGCCAAAAUUUUUGGAAUGGAUGGAUUGGUAGGAACUCUUGAUAUUUAUGUUAAUGGUGGUACUAGAAGACAACCCGGAUGUGACGAUGGAAGAUUGUCACUCGACUUGCAGGUAUCUCUGAAAAAUAGUCUAUGUAGCCAUGCGAGAAGCCAUGCAUAUUUCAUCCAGUCAAUAAAUAACGCAGAUAUUGUUUGUAAGAAAUGCCACUCUUAUGAAGACCUUGUAAUUGAUAACUGUAGUAGCAGAGACGUAUACAGGAUCACACAUCAAAAUAUAACUAAAGACAUGAAAGGAUUAUGUUCAGUGUCUACAACUUCUUAUCCUCCUUAUUUUGUAAACUGAGUUUUUCU
Messenger RNA from Harmonia axyridis, 1077 nucleotides. RefSeq names its product pancreatic lipase-related protein 2-like. The transcript has 4 exons. The record is from RefSeq and is a predicted model, not a curated record. Gene Ontology annotation, biological process: lipid metabolic process. Bases 47 to 1069 code for a protein of 340 amino acids. Lineage: Eukaryota; Metazoa; Arthropoda; Insecta; Coleoptera; Coccinellidae. Gene Ontology annotation, molecular function: lipase activity.